Molecule: messenger RNA, 1555 nt
Organism: Paramecium tetraurelia
Lineage: Eukaryota; Ciliophora; Oligohymenophorea; Peniculida; Parameciidae
Exons: 6
Source: RefSeq, a predicted model, not a curated record
AUGAGCAAAAUUUCUAAAGAAGCAUUUGAAUAUCUCAAUAAGAUGAGAUAAAAUCCUUAGAUUGCUAUCUCAAACUGUUUAAAGGAAAUGUAGUGUAUAAACCAGGAGAAAUUCCUUUACAAACUAAAUGAAGGCCCAAAAGUUGUCAAUGAAUGCAUCUAGUUCUUAUAGAAUCAAAAACCAGUUGGUCCAUUGACUUGGAGUAAGGGUUUGGAGUGUGCAGCAAGAGAUCAUGUAAAAGAUACAGGACCUAAGGGUGUUACAGGCCAUACCGGUACAGAUGGAUCAUCAAUGAGUGAUAGAAUAGAAAGAUAUGGUGAGUGGGAUGUUACAAUAGGAGAAAACAUCAGUUAUGGUCAAACGACUGGUGAAGAUGUCAUCAUUUAAUUGAUAAUUGAUGAUGGAGUAUCAUCUAGAGGACAUAGAAAAAACUGUUUUAAGGCAGAAUUUGGAGCAGUAGGUAUUUUCGACGGUGAUCAUAAAUAAUUUAAAACUCAAUGUGUUUUUGAUUUUGCAGGCUCUUUUCAAGAUAAAGCUGGCUUAGAUGCUGGUGGUGGAAAUUCUUAAUAAGGAGUAGCACCAUAAAAAGAGGGAGGUCAAAGUGCCCCUAUGCAAUCCAGAGAAUAAGCAGCCCCUGCUAAAGCAUAAUCCAAAGAUCCCAAUGACAAAAUUGUCAAAGAUGCUUUUGAUUAUUUGAAUUAAGUUAGACAAAAUCCAACACUGCCCAUACCAAAAUUAUAGGAACUGAUGAAGUUAUUCAAGGGUAACGUCCUUUAUAAGCCUGGAGAGAUACCAUUAUAAACAAAUGAGGGUACCAAAGUUAUCCAAGAAUUAAUUGCCUUUUUAUAAAAACAAUAGCCUUUAUAACCUUUGACAUACGAAAAGGGAUUGGAACAAGCUUGUAUUGAUCAUGUGAAUGAUACAGGUCCAAAAGGUGUCUGUGGUCACACUGGUACUGAUGGAUCAUCUCUAUCUGACAGAAUUGAAAGAUAUGGAGAAUGGAAUGGCAAAAUUGGAGAGAAUAUCAGCUAUGGACAAAAGAAUGGGUAGGAUGUAAUUAUUCAAUUACUAAUCGAUGAUGGAGUGGGUUCAAGAGGACAUAGAAAAAACUGUUUUAGUCCUGACUUCUAUUUAGUUGGAAUUGCAGCAGGAGAUCAUAAGCAAUAUUAAACUCAAUGUGUUUUCGAUUUUGCAGGUGAAUUCACUCCAAAGGGAGCCUAAGGAUAAAAGCCUAAAGCAUAAUAAUAAUCUUAACCCUAAAGCAUGAAAGAUUAAAUGAAAAAUAUGAUGUUGGGAGCCAAAGGUGGAAAUGAUGCUCAAGCCCCUCAAAAUUAGGAAGAAGAAAAACUUCCACCUGGAUGUGUUUCAGUUAGUACAUCAACCGCAGUCACUAUUAAGAAUGGAUAAAAAAUUACAAAAAUAACAAAGACAUAUAAAUUCAAGGAUGGAUCAACCAAAACAUCAGUCUAAACUUUAACUGAAGGUUGAUUGCAAUAUAUAUCAAAAAAUAGAUAUAAACAAAAAUAUUAUAAAAUUGAUAAAAAUCAAAAAAAAA